AUGCUGCUCUCGUAUCAUUCCUUCAUAGUUCUCAGGUCUCCUCCUCAUGUGGUGUUUAUACUGGCUGAUGAUAUGGGCUUUCGUGAUGUGGGUUAUCACGGAUCUGAGAUUAAAACUCCCGUCCUGGACCGGCUCAGCGCCGCAGGGGUCCGGCUGGAGAACUACUACGUCCAACCGCUGUGUACUCCAUCCAGGAACCAGCUCCUGACAGGGAGAUACCAGAUCCAUACAGGGAUGCAGCAUGAGAUUAUCUGGCCGUGUCAGCCAUACUGUGUUCCUCUUGAGGAGAAGCUGCUAUCGGAGCUAAUGAUGGAGGCAGGUUACUUCACCCACAUGGUGGGCAAGUGGCACCUGGGCAUGUAUAGAAGAGAGUGCCUGCCAACUUGCCGAGGCUUUCACUCCUUCUUUGGAUAUUUGACAGGAGGAGAGGAUUAUUACACUUAUGAGCGCUGUUACUUCAUCACACCACUAAAUGUUACAAGCUGCGCUCUGGACCUUCGGGAUGGCGAGGACACGGCGCCGAUGUACCGCGGAGUGUAUUCUACUGAACUCUUCACCCACCGAGCAAUCAAUAUCAUAUGCAACCACAACACAGACUUGCCUCUGUUCCUGUAUGUAGCUCUGCAAGCAGUUCAUGCUCCUUUACAGGUGCCGGAGCACUACACCAACCCCUACAGUUUCAUUAAGGACUCUUCGCGCAGGCAUUAUGCAGGAAUGGUGUCAGCAAUGGACGAAGCCGUAGGGAACAUCAGUAGGGCACUGCAGGAUGCAGGGAUUUGGAACAACACCAUCCUCAUCUUCUCCACAGAUAACGGGGGUCAGACACUGUUCGGGGGGAGUAACUGGCCCCUGCGUGGCAGGAAGCGGUCUCUCUGGGAGGGUGGAAUCAAGGGUGUGGCUUUUGUCACUGGACCACUGGUGAAGCAGUCUGGUAAUGUGAACCGAGAGCUUAUACACAUCUCUGACUGGUUGCCCACGCUGGUGGGUGUUGCUGGAGGAUCAACCAAUGGGACGAAGCCAUUAGAUGGGUUUAACAUGUCGGACACUAUAAGCAAAGGAAAAGCCUCUCCGAGACAGGAAUUGCUACACAACAUUGAUCCACUUUAUGUCGACGGUGCUCCAUGUCCAGGAAAAGCUGUAGGAGCUCAACAGGAAAUGCUCGACUCGUUAAAGAGAGACUCGUUAAGGAGGAAUUCAUUAAAGACAGGGUCUGUUUCUGUGCCAUGCUUUAAUGUCUCCAUGCACACUGCUAUUCGCUACAAGAACUGGAAGCUCCUGACUGGAUAUCCUGGCUGUCCUCUGUGGUUCCCUCAUCCAGGUGAGAUGGUAGGUGGAGUCUCAGAUGAAGCUCCUCCCCUUAAGCAGGUGAUGCUGUUUGAUAUCGAUGCUGAUCCUCAAGAGAGAAAUGAAAUUUCCCAUCAGCACCCGAAAAUUGUGGACUUCCUGUUAAAGCGGUUAGAGCAGCUGCAGGAAGGGGCACAGCCCAUCAACUAUCCGCCCGACGACCCCCGCUGUGACCCCCAACACACCGGCGCCUGGGGGCCAUGGCAGUGACC
Messenger RNA from Neoarius graeffei (lesser salmon catfish), 1556 nucleotides. Its product is annotated as arylsulfatase B-like. Bases 1 to 1554 code for a protein of 517 amino acids. The transcript has 9 exons. Lineage: Eukaryota; Metazoa; Chordata; Actinopteri; Siluriformes; Ariidae. The record is from RefSeq and is a predicted model, not a curated record.